Chlorella variabilis is the source of this 1365-nucleotide messenger RNA. RefSeq lists its product as hypothetical. Lineage: Eukaryota; Viridiplantae; Chlorophyta; Trebouxiophyceae; Chlorellales; Chlorellaceae. The record is from RefSeq and is a predicted model, not a curated record. Bases 1 to 1365 code for a protein of 454 amino acids. The transcript is spliced from 8 exons.
AUGCAGCCUGCGCCGCCGGCAGCCCCCGAGAUCACGGGAUCCAAAAACGUGGUGAUCCUGGGCGGCUGCGGCCGCGUGGGCUCCAGCACCGCGGCGGCGCUGGCGGCGGCGGUGCCCGCCGCCAAGCUCAGCCUGGGCGGCCGCUCGGAGGAGAGCUUCCGUGCGGCAGUGGCGCGGCGGCCGGAGCUGGCGGGGGCCAGCCCUCUGGCUGUCGACAUCGACGACCCCGCCAGCCUGGCCGCAGCGCUCAAAGGGGCAGACCUUGUGAUCCAUGCGGCAGGGCCCUUCCAGCGCCGCACCGACUGCAACGUACUCGAGGUCGCCAUCGCCGCAGGGGUGCCCUAUAUGGAUGUGUGCGACGAUACCGACUACUCGCAGCGCGCCAAGCAGCUGCACAGCAAGGCGCAGGCAGCAGGCGUGCCAGCCAUCACCACCACCGGCAUCUACCCAGGCGUGAGCAACGUGAUGGCGGCCCACACCAUUGCCAUCGGCCGGAAAGAGUACAACGCAGACGGCAGCCUGCCGGAGCGGCCGGGGGAGGGCGGCGCCGACCCCAAGCGCGUGCUCUACUCCUAUUUCACCGCAGGCAAGCAAGCAACGAUAGGGACGGUUCCCAUGGCAGCGGCGGCAGCUGUAACCUCCCGAGCAGCAGCAGCGCCGGGCCUUAGGGCGGGGCCCAUGCUGUGUUGCUGGGGCACUGGCGGCGCGGGGCCCACCAUUCUGGAGACCACGCUGCUGCUGGCUGGGGAGGACGUGGUGGCUUUCAGGGACGGCGAGCGAGUGGUGCUGCCGCCCGUGAGCAACCGGCGGGUGGUGGACUUUGGGACGGGGGUGGGGCGGCGCAGCGUGUACCUCUACAACCUGCCAGAGGUCUCCUCGGGGCACCAGGUGUUUGGCGUCCCCAGCAUAAGCGCCCGCUUUGGCACGGCGCCCGACCCCUGGAACUGGGGCAUGGUUGCCAUGGCACGGCUGGCUCCCAAGGGCAUGCUGGCAGACCGGCAGCAGGCGAAGCAGCUGGCGCGAGUGAUGGACCCCGCGAUACGGGCUGUAGACUUGGCUGUGGGGGAGAAGGUGGCGAUGCUGGUGGAAGUCGAGUAUGAAGACGGCAAGAUUGCGGCGGGGCUGUACGUUCACCAGUACCUGUCGCAGGCGGUGGGCACGUGUACUGCUGCCUUUGCGCGGUGCAUGCUGGCGGGGCAGACGCAGCCGGGGGUGUGGUUCCCUGAGGAGCAGGGGGCGCUGGGGGACCGCCGUGCGCUGCUGGGCAUGGCGUCCCAAGGCUGCACCCGGUUCCUGCUCAAUCGCACGCCCUGGCAGCUUGAGACGGAUCCAAUGCAGCUGGGCAUGGGACUCUACAUUUACUGA